Molecule: messenger RNA, 1088 nt
Organism: Zalophus californianus (California sea lion)
Lineage: Eukaryota; Metazoa; Chordata; Mammalia; Carnivora; Otariidae
Gene: GREM2
Product: gremlin 2, DAN family BMP antagonist
Exons: 2
Coding region: 398-1036 (212 amino acids)
Biological process (GO): animal organ morphogenesis
Molecular function (GO): receptor ligand activity; BMP binding
Source: RefSeq, a predicted model, not a curated record
UGAGUGGUUUUUGCGGGUUUAGGGAUGGAGAAUUUCUCUACAUAAACAAGAAGGUUUGGAUUGGAAGUCUGCUAAAAAAAAUGUUACAGCUGACCACAGGGUUGUAAAUCCAGACUGGAAGGAGAAAAAGAGAAACAUUGCAAGCGAGUGAAGUGUGUGUGGCUGCAAUGUUUGUGGGUUAGAUGAGAAACAAGCGCUGACUGAAACCGAGAAGGGGGGUGGCUGGUGUGAUUUGUUUGGUGUGCGGAGCCAAUAGAAAUCCCAGACUGCGAUAAUAUCCCGGUGCAGCGCCGCGCGGAGUCAGAGCCGAGUCUCGGGCCGGUGCACAUCUGCGAGCCGCGGCCCAGCGCGCACCGCGGAGCCGGCUCCCCGCCGCCCCCAGCCCGCGCGCCUCCGCAUGCGCGGCCGCGGUGCUCCGGCCGCGGGCCCCCGAAGGCGGCCGAGGGAGAGCCGGCGCACCGCCCGCGGUGGACUCUGUAGCUCAGAGGAGAGGGACCCGAGGAGGAGGCUUCCAUCACGUCAUUGCAGGAUGUUCUGGAAGCUCUCCCUGUCCUUGUGCCUGGUGGCCGUGCUGGUGAAGGUGGCGGAGGCCCGCAAGAACCGGCCUGCGGGCGCCAUCCCCUCGCCCUACAAGGACGGCAGCAGCAACCACUCGGAGCGAUGGCAGCACCAGAUCAAGGAGGUGUUGGCCUCCAGCCAGGAGGCCCUGGUGGUCACCGAACGCAAGUACCUCAAGAGUGACUGGUGCAAGACGCAGCCGCUGCGGCAGACGGUGAGCGAGGAAGGCUGCCGCAGCCGCACCAUCCUCAACCGCUUCUGCUACGGCCAGUGCAACUCCUUCUACAUCCCGCGCCACGUCCGCAAGGAGGAGGAGUCCUUCCAGUCGUGCGCCUUCUGCAAGCCCCAGCGCGUCACCUCCGUCCUCGUGGAGCUCGAAUGCCCUGGGAUGGACCCUCCCUUCCGACUCAAGAAGAUCCAGAAGGUGAAGCAGUGUCGGUGCAUGUCGGUGAACCUGAGCGACUCGGAUAAGCAGUGAAGCCCCCGCGGCGGGACGCAGCCCGCUCUGCGCGCCGCCGCCGCCGCCCCCG